CUUGUGUUAGCUUUUUGACUGCGUGAGAUAUUUCUCAUAUUUCACCUCUCCACAAAGGCACAUCGUUUCCUUUCCUUCCCUCAUUCAUUCGUUCGUGGUCUCUCUGUCUUGGUUGUUUUGACAGUAAAACCCAACAUUUAUCAGUUUAUUAGUCUGUUCAGAGAUAAUAUUUAAAUUUCAGUAGUAGAGUGAUUGGGUUGAUGAGUGAAAGAUCCCUUUCUUUGGCGGUUUUAGAAGCUUGAUCAUGUGAAUGAUCUCUGGAGAUACAAAGAUCAUGUCUUUAUUAUUUUGUUCUGGGUAUCUCAUGUGAGCUGUGAACUGGGUUGUUUCCCAAACGAGUUUAUAUUUCGCUUCUGAAUCUUUCAACAAUUGGUUUCAUGGCUGGGAGCAAUGAUAUCAACCGCAACGAGUCCAAGAUGGUGGUUCCUCUGAAUACAUGGGUUCUCAUUUCUAAUUUCAAGCUGGCUUACACUCUCCUUCGACGUCCCGAUGGCACUUUUAAUCGCCAUUUGGCGGAGUUUCUUGACAGGAAAGUCCCAGCCAAUGCAAACCCAGUUGAUGGGGUUUUCUCAUUUGAUUUCAUCAUUGAUCAGAGUACUAGCCUACUUAGCAGGAUCUAUAGACCAGCUAAUGCAGAUGAACCUCUACCAAGUGUUGCUGAACUUGAGAAGCCUGUGAGCUCUGGAGUUGUUGUCCCUGUAAUAAUUUUCUUUCAUGGUGGAAGCUUUGCUCAUUCAUCUGCAAACAGUGCUAUAUAUGACGUUCUAUGUCGUCGAUUGGUCGGCAUUUGUAAGGCUGUUGUGGUCUCGGUGAAUUAUCGGCGUGCACCUGAAAAUCCUUACCCAUGUGCAUAUGAUGAUGGAUGGACAGCUCUUAAGUGGGUUAAUUCUAGAACUUGGCUUCAAAGUAAAGACUCAAAAGUACAUGUAUAUCUAGCUGGGGAUAGCUCUGGUGGUAACAUUGUGCACCAUGUUGCUCUACGGGCAGUGGAAGAAGAAAUUGAAGUGUUGGGAAAUAUUAUGCUAAACCCAAUGUUUGGUGGGAAAGAGAGAACUGAGUCUGAGAAGCGUUUAGAUGGUAAAUACUUUGUCAGCAUCCAAGAUCGGGAUUGGUAUUGGCGAGCCUUUCUUCCCGAAGGAGAAGAGAGGGACCAUCCGGCAUGUAAUCCAUUUGGUCCCAAAAGCAAAAGCCUUGAGGGACUGAAGUUUCCUAAGAGUCUUGUUGUGGUGGCUGGUUUAGACCUUGUUCAGGACUGGCAAUUGGCUUAUGCUGAUGGGCUCAAGAAGGCUGGUCAAUUGGUGAAACUUUUAUUUCUGGAGAAAGCAACGAUCGGCUUCUACUUGUUGCCGAAUAACAAUCAUUUCCACACACUCAUGGAUGAGAUAAGUGAAUUUGUGUGCUCUAAUUGUUAAUAGACUUAACUUUACCAAGUAGACCACAACACGGAAAGGAAGCUUGAGAUUAUUCUUCUGGUUAUUAUGAACUUGCAGUAUAUAUGAUUGUCUAGUAUUUAUCACUCACUAGUCAAUCGUGCAUCAUUGCGUUUCAGCUUUCACGAUCCCCGUUCCGAUUUUGGGCAAUGAAGAUUGAAGUCAGGAGAAUGGGGUACAUCAUUUGGUGGCUAAUGGUCUGGAAAUUGUUUAAUCUGACGUUAUAUAUAGACUAAUUUAUAUUGUCCAUUGGAGAAAAUGUCAUGUUAAGUGUGUAUGGUAAAUUUAUAUACAUAUGUUAUAGUAUAAUACUGUAAGGCUGUUCUUACCUAGUUUCUAGCCAAUAUUUCCCUUGAAUGGUUCUUGCUUUGACUGUAUUUUGGCAACUGUAAAUGAAAUGAUAUUUGGAGGCUAAAACCCACCCAUGUAUGAUUGAUUUAGGGUUUUGAUGAUGUGAUUGGGAUUUAUGAAGUU
Molecule: messenger RNA, 1904 nt
Organism: Tripterygium wilfordii
Lineage: Eukaryota; Viridiplantae; Streptophyta; Magnoliopsida; Celastrales; Celastraceae
Product: gibberellin receptor GID1C-like
Exons: 2
Coding region: 378-1412 (344 amino acids)
Biological process (GO): raffinose family oligosaccharide biosynthetic process; positive regulation of gibberellic acid mediated signaling pathway; floral organ morphogenesis
Cellular component (GO): nucleus; cytoplasm
Molecular function (GO): gibberellin binding; hydrolase activity
Source: RefSeq, a predicted model, not a curated record